GAUCGAUACGAAUUCCAACUCGAUACUUCGUUAUCCUAAAUGAUAUCAAAACCACGGAAUAAUAUUUAUACGCUUUCUUUUUUCGCGACGAAAAUAGCCGGGCGUGAAGAGAUUUUUCUCGAAUUGUUCUCGAAAAGAGUCGUGAAAGUUUUAUAGAGCGUAGAGCUGGCUAGUUUGUUGUUUCGUCGCAAAUUUGGAACAAUACGCAAUACUCGUUUCGUCCUAUAUAUCCGUCCAAACGUAUUUAUAAGUUUCUCGCGGAGAAAAAUAUCUGCGGCGCGUCACGGGGCGACGACGAGAAGUCGGAAGACGCACCGUGCAUCCACGAUAACAAGUUCUAUCGUAAUCCGAAUUCGCCGGCGCACAACGUUUGGUCGCCGACCGAGUGUGCCAAGUAUUAUCUCUGCUUGGGUAAUUGUCCCGAUUACGUUUCGCGCGUCGAGAAUAAUUUUUCAACCGGCCUCCUUUCCACCGACAGACAACGAGGUGUUCGAGUUCAGAUGCUCCCAGGGAUUGUUGUUCGACGUUUCCAGGCAGGUGUGCGACUUCAAAGCGAACGUCGACAACUGCGACGUGAUGUCAGAGACGCGACCGCCCAGACCGCUUCUCGAGCACGGUGACUGCAAGGAGAGACAUUUGGCUUGCGGCGACGGCACGUGCUUCCCGGCAGCGCACUUUUGCGACGGAAGUGUCGACUGUCCCGACGGCUCCGACGAGGGUGGCUGGUGCAGUGUUCGAAACGACCCGAACGGGGCGUUGCCUUGCGAUUCGAAGGAGUGUCGUCUGCCGAAUUGCUGGUGUUCCGAGGACGGGACGGUGGUCCCUGGUAAUUUGACGGCGUCGACGGUGCCCCAGAUGAUAUCCAUCACCUUCGACGACGCGGUGAACGCGGAAAAUUUCGAACUUUUCUCCAAAAUUUUCUCCAACAAUAGGAAAAAUCCAAACGGUUGCCCCGUUCGAGCAACUUUCUACGUCAGUCAUCAGUACACGAAUUACAGAGACGUUCAGUAUCUGUGGAAUACAGGCCACGAAAUCGCCGCCCAUUCCGUCACGCAUCGAGGGCCGGAAGAAUGGUGGUCGAGUAACGCUACCAUCGAAGAUUGGUUCGACGAAAUGGUUGGUUUGGCGAAUAUCAUUAACAAAUAUGCUGCGGUUCGUUUAGAGGAUAUUAAAGGUUUAAGGGCCCCCUUCUUACGAAUCGGAUGGAAUCGACAAUUUCUGAUGAUGUCUGAAUUUGGAUUUGUAUACGAUUCGUCCAUACUGGUUCCGUUUUCCGACGUGCCAGUGUGGCCCUACACGCUGGACUACAAACCGCCCCACAAUUGCGUAGAUUUGGAACAAUUUUGCCCAACUCGUGCGUAUCCAGGUUUAUGGGAACUUCCGUUGAAUCAACUUUUAGCAGGCCAAUAUACUUGUACGAGGAUGGAUUCGUGUCCUUCAGAUUUAUCGGGCGAAGAGAUAUACAAAAUAUUGAUGCUGAAUUUUAAGAGGCAUUACCUGAGUAAUCGUGCGCCUCUAGGUUUGCACUUACACGCGUCAUGGUUUCAAAAUCCAUCGUACUUUUACGCGUUUACCAAAUUCAUGGACGACGUGUUACGAUUAAGCGACGUCUAUUUCGUAACGAGUUAUCAGGUGAUCGAAUGGAUGCGUAAACCAACAUCUUUAAGUGCGAUCGAAACGUUCAAGCCUUGGCAAUGCAAUUUGCGUAAAUUCCAUUCGUUCGAAUUGGCCUGUGAUUUGCCGACCAGUUGCAAAUUACCGAGCAAAGUUCUUAAAUCGUAUCGUUACCUCCAUACGUGCUUCGAGUGUCCUAAGGAAUAUCCUUGGCUGAGAAAUGAAUUUGGAAUGGAAUGAUUUUCGCACUCACGAAAAAUCUGCGUUAAUAUAACACGCAAAAUAAAAGCAUGUGUUAUUAAAUUAUUUAUUUAUUAUAAAAAAUGUGUGUAUUUAUAUUUUUAUACGAAAAAUCAUGUUUAUUUGUUAUAUAAGUUUAUAUAUAGUUUAUACGAUGUAAAAUAAAUUAUAUUUAGUUUCGUUAUAAAAAAA
Messenger RNA from Apis cerana (Asiatic honeybee), 2046 nucleotides. RefSeq names its product Chitin and LDLR binding deacetylase 3 (gene ChLD3). Gene Ontology annotation, cellular component: extracellular region. Lineage: Eukaryota; Metazoa; Arthropoda; Insecta; Hymenoptera; Apidae. Gene Ontology annotation, biological process: carbohydrate metabolic process. Gene Ontology annotation, molecular function: chitin binding; protein binding. The record is from RefSeq and is a predicted model, not a curated record.